CGAAUCCCAAAAAAGCAUUACCUCAAUCCAUUUCCUCAUCGACGUCCCUCCCUUCUCUUCCUCUUCCUAGCCGGGAAACCCUAAAUCACGCCGGCGAGAUGACGACGUACGGCACGAUUCCGGCGUCCUCGCAGCCGUCGGACUUCCAGUACAUCUCCCGGGCGAAGGAGCGCAUCAAGGCGGGCCUGGGGGCCCGCCGCCCGUGGAGGCAGAUGGCCGACGUCCGCGCGAUACGGCUCCCGUCGAGCUUCUCGGACGCCGUCUCCCGGUGCCGGACCAACAUCGGCUAUUUCCGCAUGAACUACGCCAUCAUCAUGCUGCUCAUCCUCUUCCUCAGCCUCCUCUGGCACCCGAUCUCGCUCAUCGUGUUCAUCGUCAUGAUGGCCGCGUGGCUCUUCCUCUACUUCCUGAGGGACGAGCCGCUGGUCAUCUUCCACCGCACGAUCGACGACCGGGUCGUGCUGAUCAUCCUCUCCAUCCUCACUAUCGUCUUCCUCUUCCUCACCAACGCGACUUGGAACAUAAUCGCGGCGCUCCUGAUCGGAGCGGCGGUGGUCCUCCUCCACUCCGUGUUCAGGAAGACGGACGAUCUCACGAUGGACGAGGAGGCGGCCGGGUUGAUGUCCGGCGUAGGCGUGCCGAUCGGAGCUGCCUCAUCUUCAUCUUAAGUCCCGGGUUUUUUUCCUUUCUCCCCUCUGUUUCUUCCACGGUGGGUUGUACCCAUUGAAAUUUAAAGCUUCAAUUUUUAGGUUUUUUUAUUUCCUAAAAGAAAAAACAGUGAGAAUUAGAAAAUCAGAACGAGAUUUCGAUUGAAGUUCUUCCCAUUGUUGAUUUUUCUGAGAUUUCGAGUGUAUAAUUAUCGUAUGCCAAUGGACUUGUGGUCGACAAGCUCUUGCAUUUUCUUGGUGCUGGAGACUCACCGGUGCGGUUUGAUUGAUCAA
Punica granatum (pomegranate) is the source of this 941-nucleotide messenger RNA. The record is from RefSeq and is a predicted model, not a curated record. NCBI's taxonomy places the organism in Eukaryota, Viridiplantae, Streptophyta, Magnoliopsida, Myrtales, Lythraceae.